Doryrhamphus excisus (bluestripe pipefish) is the source of this 2871-nucleotide messenger RNA. Its product is annotated as solute carrier family 2, facilitated glucose transporter member 11-like. Gene Ontology annotation, biological process: dehydroascorbic acid transport. The record is from RefSeq and is a predicted model, not a curated record. NCBI's taxonomy places the organism in Eukaryota, Metazoa, Chordata, Actinopteri, Syngnathiformes, Syngnathidae. Gene Ontology annotation, molecular function: D-glucose transmembrane transporter activity. Gene Ontology annotation, cellular component: plasma membrane.
CAAGGAUGUCGAAUGGUUAUAGACGCACUUUACCUGCUCAGCGAGGUCAUUUGCAUGGCAACCACAUCAAGUUUGCUAUCAGAGAGCUACGAUACUUCAGCGUCUGUAGCUGCUGUUAAGGAAAGCAUUGUUGCUGUAAUGUUAAAGGCUAAAGAAUGCUCAUGCUGAUAAUACAGAUCAAAGGCAUGCCUCUCAAGAAGCUAACAGGAACUCCUCAACCAGAAGAACCCAGCAAACCAUCAAGUAACAGAACACUUGCUCUGACGGUGUGCUGUGCUGCCAUUGGAGGCACUUUCCAAUAUGGAUACAAUAUUUCAAUUGUCAACGCUCCAACCAGGCACAUCCAGGCUUUCAUCAAUGAUACCUACACAGCACGCUACGGCACAGGCUUGGAACCUGCCCAUGUGACUCUGAUGUGGACUCUUAUCAUAUCAGCGUUCCCGCUGGGAGGUCUGCUUGGGGCCCUGCUAGCGGGCAUCAUGGCUGUCCACUUUGGGAGGAAGAAGUCUCUGCUUUUGAACAACGUGUUUCUGAUUGUAGCUGGAGUUUUAGUUCUUCUGUGCAGGGUUGCAAAAUCAUUUGAGAUGAUCAUCUUCGCCAGGUUCCUUGUGGGGAUUAAUUCAGGUGUGAGUAUGAAUGUCCAGCCUAUGUACUUUGGAGAAAGCGCCCCCAAACACCUCAGAGGAGCUGUGGCUUUUUCCUCCGCUGUUUUCACCGCUUUUGGGAUUUUCUUAGGCCAAGUUGUGGGACUGACCGAGGUAUUGGGCGCAGAACAUCUCUGGCCUUACUUACUAGCCAGCAACAUGCUUCCAGGCGUGAUCCAGAUGCUGACGCUACCCUGGUUCCCGGAAAGCCCCAAAUAUCUGCUCAUUGACCGUGGAGACACAGUAGCAUGCGUUCAGGCCCUUGAAAGAUUCCGUGGUGGUGUGGCGCCAGUUGUGGAAAUACAGGAAAUGCUUGAAGAACGGAAGAGACAAUCAAAUGCAGGGUCUGCAUCUUCUGCUAAGACACCGUGGUCCCUUUUUAAGGAUCCUGACCUGCGAUCCCAACUCAGAACGGUCAUGGUGGCCAGUAGUUCCAUGAUGCUUUGUGGCAAUGACUCCAUCUACUUCUAUGCGUCUUACAUCUUUGCCGAGGCAGGCAUCCCUAUGGACAAAAUCCAGUACGCAACCAUUGGAACAGGAGCAUCUGAACUGACUGCUGCUAUACUGAGCAACCUCCUGAUUGAACGAGUGGGUCGGAAGGGUCUUCUCGUCGGAGGAUACACUCUUAUGUCAUGCUGGAGUGUCGUCUUCACUGUCGCCCUCACGCUGCAAAGACGAGGAGUGGGAGGGAUGUCCUACCUCAGCAUGGUAUGCGUGUUCGCCUACAUCCUUAGCUUUGGUUUGGGCCCUGCAGGUGUGACAGGUGUCCUACCAGCAGAGAUCUUUGACCAGUCAGCCCGACCUGCGGCAUACAUGGUCGCCGGAUCGCUAAUGUGGCUCAGUCUGUUCCUGCUGGGAAUGUUGUUUCCAUUUAUCGUCAGCAGUUUUGGAAGCCUUUGCUUCCUGCCGUUCUUGGUUGUGUGUUUGUUGUCAGCUGUGUUUUUGGGGGUCACGUUCCCAGAGACAAAAGGCAAGAGCUUUGUGGAGAUUAAGGCAGCGUUUGAUAGACGGAAUGGAAAGAAGGAGGAGCGGUCUAUGAAGGAUCACAACCAGAUGGGUGAGGCCAGCUCCUUCUCGACCUUAGCAGAAGAUCUGGACAAUGAUAACAUUCCCUGAAAUCAGGGUGAUUUGAUGUACGUAUUUAAGGGAUAUUUAAGUCCAAUGGUAUAUUAUCUUAAAGUCUAUGCAUACAAGUGCUUGCUGUAUUUCAACCAAACUGGUCGUUAGCUUUGUGACCUCAUCAGGAAUGUCUAAUCAAGAGAUCCUAUUUUUAAUGUAUUAAUAUAAAAUAUAUUAUAUAGAAAUAUUGUAGUCUCACCUGACUGAUGAAUUACAUUCAUUCAUUCAUUCAUUUUCUACCGCCUAUCCUCAUGAGCAUUGCUGGAGCCUAUCCCAGCUGGACUGGUCGCCAGCCAAUCACAAUGCACAUAUAGACAAACAACCAUUCACACUCACAUUCAUACCUAUGGACAUUUUGGAGUCGCCAAUUAACCUAGCAUGUUUUUGGAAUGUGGGAGGAAACCGGAGUACCCGGAGAAAACCCACGCAUGCACGGGGAGAACAUGCAAACUCCACACAGAGAUGGCCGAGGGUGGAAUUGAACUCGUGUCUCCUAACUGUGUGGCCCUGAUGAAUUACAUCUACCUGGAAUAUAAAAGAAGGCAAUAUUGCAUGUUUUGAAGGAUUGCUUGCCAAAUGUCUCAGUACUAUAUAUUGUUUUACUGCUGUGUAAACAGACUACUGUAUAUUGAGCACCUUCCCAUGAAGUUUAAAAGUGUCCACUUUCACCUUUUGUGCUUUUUAUCCUCUAUAUUAUUUAUGAAUCAUUUUUGUGCAUUUGGAUUAUAUUUGUCAGACCAUGUGCAGGUAGACAUGUUUCUUAUCUUUUAGCUUGAAUACCAAAAGUCAUGCUGGAUUACUGUGCAACCAAAUACACUUUAUAGAUGCAAUUUAAAAAAAUAGCCACUAGAUGUCCCUGUUGCGUUGUCUUUUGCUGAGUAAUCAAACACCAAUUUCACAAUUGAAUUCAAUACUGCUGUCUUUUUGAGGCCUACUGUAUGCUGCACUUUCUGUAUAUUCCUUGAAUGAUUCAAGGACUUUAUCAUUCAAAAUGCAACAUUAGAACUCGCAUUUUUGCAUCACAUGCAUGACACGUCUUUCCAAAGAGUGUAUUGUAUGACAAUUAUUAUGUUUUUUUUUUAACCAGGAUCCAAAGGUUAUAUUUAUU